AUGGCGCGAGUCUAUGCCGAUGUCAAUGCAAAUAUGCCCCGGUCAUAUUGGGAUUAUGACUCGGUGGCCAUAUCGUGGGGCGUACUUGAGAAUUAUGAGAUUGUGAGAAAGAUCGGACGAGGCAAAUAUUCGGAAGUUUUCGAAGGCAUCAACGUCGCCAACUACCAGAAAUGCGUCAUCAAAGUUCUCAAACCCGUCAAGAAGAAGAAGAUCAAGCGUGAAAUCAAGAUCCUACAGAAUCUGUCAGGUGGUCCCAACAUUGUCGCCUUGCUCGAUGUGGUGCGCGACAGUCAGAGCAAGACUCCGAGCUUGAUCUUUGAGAACGUCGAUAACACAGACUUCCGCGUUCUCUAUCCCCGCUUUGUCGACUAUGACGUGAGGUUCUACAUCAACGAGCUACUCAAAGCUCUAGAUUUCUGUCACAGUAAAGGUAUCAUGCAUCGUGAUGUCAAGCCCCACAAUGUCAUGAUCGAUCAUGCGAAACGGAAGCUGCGACUCAUUGAUUGGGGUCUGGCCGAAUUUUACCAUCAAGGCACCGAAUACAACGUACGUGUGGCCUCACGUUAUUUCAAGGGCCCAGAGCUGCUAGUUGAUUAUCAAGAGUACGACUAUUCUCUGGACAUGUGGUCCCUAGGCGCCAUGUUUGCAUCUAUGAUCUUUAGAAAGGAACCAUUCUUCCACGGACAAAGCAAUUCAGACCAACUGGUCAAAAUCGCAAAGGUCCUCGGUACCGACGAGCUCUUCGAGUACCUCGAUCGAUACGAUAUCGAACUCGACGCGCAAUAUGACGAUAUACUCAGCAGAUUUCCCAAGAAGCCUUGGCAAAGCUUUGUCAAUACCGACAAUCAACGCUUUGUCACUCCUGAAGCUAUUGAUUUUCUUGACAAGCUCCUCAGAUAUGACCAUCAGGAACGUCUCACAGCACAGGAAGCAAUGGCACAUGCAUACUUCGCACCAGUGAGAACAGCCGCACAACAGCAAAACUCGCAAAACCAUGUGUCAUGA
Messenger RNA from Exophiala aquamarina CBS 119918, 1005 nucleotides. RefSeq names its product CMGC/CK2 protein kinase. The transcript has 4 exons. The record is from RefSeq and is a predicted model, not a curated record. Gene Ontology annotation, biological process: regulation of transcription by RNA polymerase III; protein phosphorylation; regulation of transcription by RNA polymerase I. Bases 1 to 1005 code for a protein of 334 amino acids. Lineage: Eukaryota; Fungi; Ascomycota; Eurotiomycetes; Chaetothyriales; Herpotrichiellaceae. Gene Ontology annotation, molecular function: ATP binding; protein serine/threonine kinase activity. Gene Ontology annotation, cellular component: nucleus; cytosol; protein kinase CK2 complex.